Molecule: messenger RNA, 846 nt
Organism: Pelmatolapia mariae (spotted tilapia)
Lineage: Eukaryota; Metazoa; Chordata; Actinopteri; Cichliformes; Cichlidae
Gene: hoxa5a
Product: homeobox A5a
Exons: 2
Coding region: 1-846 (281 amino acids)
Biological process (GO): regulation of transcription by RNA polymerase II; anterior/posterior pattern specification
Cellular component (GO): nucleus
Molecular function (GO): RNA polymerase II cis-regulatory region sequence-specific DNA binding; DNA-binding transcription factor activity, RNA polymerase II-specific
Source: RefSeq, a predicted model, not a curated record
AUGAGCUCCUAUUUUGUGAACUCAUUCUGCGGUCGCUAUCCCAAUGGCGCGGACUUCCAGUUACAUAAUUAUGGAGACCACAGUACGGCAAACGAGCAAUAUAGAGACUCAACAGCCAUGCAUUCCAGCAGGUAUGGCUACGGCUACAACGGGAUGGACCUAACAGUCGGCCGGACCAGUACCGGACACUUUGUGGGAAGCGAGCGGACACCAGGCUACUCCCCGAGUCACUCAGCGGCGACAACACCCGCGGUGGAGCCUGUCAGGUACAACCAGUCCGCAAACAGCACCGGGAACUCGUCUCUAUCGCCUCCACCUGACUCUCUACCGUGCUCCUCGGUCGCCAGCUCGUCCCCAGUGACCGAGACACAGUCUCAGCACAGAGCUGUGAAAAACUCCAUAACGACCCCGUGCUCAACCCCGUGCUCAAACUCGAACGGAGCCACGCUGCUGCUCAGCCGGGACUGUGUGUCCAAAGCUUCCCCUCUGGAGGAAGAGAAGCCCGCGGGAAGUGCACCGACAACUCCUCAAAAUGUAACCGACUCAACACAGCCUCAGAUAUACCCGUGGAUGAGAAAACUACACAUAAGUCACGAUUUGUCUGGGCCAGAGGGGAAGCGGGCCAGAACUGCAUACACUCGGUACCAGACCCUCGAGCUGGAGAAGGAGUUCCACUUCAACCGGUACCUGACCCGCAGGCGGAGGAUCGAGAUAGCCCAUGCCCUCUGCCUCUCAGAGAGACAGAUCAAAAUCUGGUUUCAGAACCGAAGGAUGAAGUGGAAGAAGGACAACAAACUGAAAAGCAUGAGCAUGGCGGCUGCAGGCGGAGGAGCCUAUAGGCCCUGA